CUCGAUUACUUUGAAGCACGGGAACAAGAAGUUCAGGCACACGUAGGCUCUGUCUAUUAUGAAGGACUGGCUGAACCUAUUCUUCUUUCUCAAGAUCUUAGUGGAGGCUGUGGUGGCAAGAUUUGGGAAUCAGCCAAUGUGAUGAUUGAAUAUCUGAUCUGGAAAAACCAACACAUGGAAGGAAAACUUUUUCAAGAUCAAACAUUAGUUGAGAUUGGUGCAGGUACUGGUCUUGUUGGAUUGGCAGUGGCCAAGGUCUGUCCUCAACUUCGACAUUUAGUUAUAACCGAUCAAAUUCCCAUGAUGCAACUGAUGCAAGAAAACAUUAAUAUUAAUCAACAAGCUCAUCUUGUAUCUGGCGAGAUCUUGAAUUGG
This is a messenger RNA of Gilbertella persicaria, 375 nucleotides long. RefSeq names its product putative methyltransferase-domain-containing protein. The annotation marks the transcript as partial. The transcript is spliced from 2 exons. Lineage: Eukaryota; Fungi; Mucoromycota; Mucoromycetes; Mucorales; Choanephoraceae. The record is from RefSeq and is a predicted model, not a curated record.